Microthlaspi erraticum is the source of this 315-nucleotide messenger RNA. The record is from the annotation of a GenBank genome assembly. Lineage: Eukaryota; Viridiplantae; Streptophyta; Magnoliopsida; Brassicales; Brassicaceae.
AUGAGUCUCCGCCUCCGGCUCUGCCUCCCGCCCGAUCUGUCUCCACCUUCUCGGGCUUCUGCGAAGAACCGUGGUUCUAGUCUCCGUCGGCGGACGUCUGCACCGUCGAGAUAUGUCUCGGCCUCCACCAUCCUGCCUCAUCCGAUCUCAAGCCACCGUCGGUGGCACUGGUGUAGCUCCUCUUCGCCCUCUCCUCAACCAGGUCCGGUCAAGCCUUUGUUAAACCCACCGAAUCCAAACAAUGGAAAAUUAGAGGUGGGGAAAAAGGAUGGCUUUGGUCGAAAGGUCCAAGAAAUUCUCUGCGGAUUUUUGUGA